This is a messenger RNA of Odontomachus brunneus, 1999 nucleotides long. RefSeq names its product metaxin-2. The coding region runs from base 103 to 927 and encodes 274 amino acids. Gene Ontology annotation, cellular component: SAM complex. The transcript is spliced from 4 exons. Gene Ontology annotation, biological process: mitochondrion organization. The record is from RefSeq and is a predicted model, not a curated record. NCBI's taxonomy places the organism in Eukaryota, Metazoa, Arthropoda, Insecta, Hymenoptera, Formicidae.
UCUAGGACCUGGCAACCCUGGCUUAUGCGCGGUAGUAAUUACAAAUUCUAGAACAGCGAAGUUGUGAGAAUCACGUUGUUGUAGAAAUUCGACAAUUUAGCGAUGCCUAUCGUACUGCUGUCGGAAGCGAUCGCAGUAGAGCUGGAAGCUCAAGAAUCAUGGCCUCAGCAGAUCACUUUGUACCAACCGUACGAGGUAGAACAGAUUUUACUACCUGACAAUGCAAAUUGCCUGGCAGUACAGGCUUUUUUGAAAAUGUGUCAACUCGAAUUUGAGAUAGAACCAAGGAAGAAUGCGGAAUUCAUUUCGCCGUCUGGCCGUGUACCGUUUAUUAAGUGCGGCGACAAAUUAAUACCCGAAUUUGAUGGUAUAGUGACGUAUUUAGGGAACAAGGGAAAAGACCUAUCCAGUCAUUUGGACCACGAUGCCAAAGUGGAUAUGAGAGCAUAUGUAUCUCUGGUGAACAAUGUAUUUGUAAAUGCAGAACUAUAUAUAUGCUGGGUGGAUGAAACUGUUUUGAAUUCUGUCACAAAGCCCAGACAUGGAAGUGUAUAUCCAUGGCCGCUUAAUCAUUACUUGAAUUGGCAAAAGAGAAAAGAGAUUAUCAAAAAGCUCAGUGUACUUGGUUGGUAUAACAAAGGUUUAGAUGAAGUAUUUGAUGAUGUAAAGAAAUGCUGCAUCGCACUGUCAGAGAGGCUGGCCAAUGAGGAGUUUUUCUUUGGGAAAGAACCUAACGAGUUGGACGCUUUGGUGUUCGGUCACAUAUUCACGAUAAUCACAACGCCGUUACCCAACAACGAGCUGGCUAGGAUCGUAAAGAGCUAUCCGAAGCUCGUCAAUCUCUGUAAACGCAUCGAGACUAGAAUUUUUUCUCCUCAAGCUAUACAGAAUCAAAUAAUUAAUGAAACGCUGGAGCUCAAGAAUUAAGCCAAUGAUCCAACUAAGGAUUUGAUUUAGAAAAAAAUGGUGACUUUCUUCUAAAUUCAAAUUCUAAAUGUCAAGCAAACUAUGCCAAAAGAAAUUGAACUACAGAAUCUUGAAGAUUUUCAUAAAGUGUAUCAUCGAUUAUACUGAAUUAAUGUAUUCGUCGUGUUACUUUUAUAUAUAUAUAUAUAUAUAUAUAUAUAUAUAUAUAUAUAUAUAUAUAUAUAUAAGUGUGUAUAUAUAUAGGGUCCGCCACUUAAAUCCGGACAUAAACAUUUUUUCUCGAAAAAGUCAUUUAUUACAAAAAAUAUGUAAAAGUACAAAGAUUAUCUUAUAGUUAAGUUAAGGCAUUUUUUCUGAGUUUUUCACUCAAUGUAGCCGCCCUACGUCUCGAUCCUGUUCCGAAAGCGCGAGCAUGCCGUCUGCAAUUGCGCCCGGUCCAUUUUCGUGAAUGCCGCUUCAAUAGCGGCCUGGAGGAAGGUCACAUUAGAAUGUCUGGCUUUGUUAGUAACCCUCUCGACUACGCCCCACACGUAAUAGUCGAGAGGGUUCAGAUCAGGACUAUUCAGAGGCUAGAAAUCCUUCGACCAAAACAUCUCGACAUUGUCCGAGAGCCAGUUCUGCACUAAGUGAGUCGUAUGAGUAGGUGCACCGUCUUGUUAAAAAAAUGCGGUGGUAUGACGUCGUCCUCACUCGAGACGACGCUUAGGAUGUGGACACUGGCUGGAAACUUGGUCCUGGCCACCUCCGCGUAUCUCUGGACAAUGUCAUACACCGUCGACCUGGGGUAUCCGAAGAACUUGAUUAUUUCGCUUGGUGUCCUUCCGGUGCGGACACCUUCAAUAAUCGCCGCUGUUCGGUUAUAUUCCGAUGUCGAUCUGAACGACUCGGCCAUUACUCGAAGUUAUUAACGUCUUACCCAUGUCUCUGGCCUGCCUUUACGCUACCUGGCACCUACUGCUGCAUUCUAAUAUAGCGGGAAUAUCAAAUUCAAAUUUGUCCGGAUUUAAGCGGACCCUGUAUAUGAUAUAUAUAUAUAUAUAUAUAUAUAUAUAUAUAUAUAUAUAUAUAUAUA